AUGAGUAGCGGUGGGGCUUCAAAUGGGGUGCAUUUCCGUGGUGUAAGGAAGAGGCCAUGGGGGAAAUUUUCUGCAGAGAUUAGGGAACCUGCAAGCAAGGGCCGGAGAUGGCUUGGAACUUUUAACACGGCGGAGGAAGCCGCCAGAGCCUAUGAUGCCGCCGCCUGGAGGUACCAUGGUGCGAAGGCAAAGAUGAAUUUCCCUAAUGAGAGGAUUAACGUAAAUGGCGGUACAUGUAUUAUGCAUGGGAGCGGUGGUUCUCGGAGCUCUAGCCAGAGCAGCACCGUUGAGUCGUCCAAUCGGGAUGCCAUCGCCGCCGUGCCUAAGCCGGUGGAAUCCAGUCCUUUUGACUUGACUCUGGCUCCUCCUAGAAGCUUUCCCAUUGAGAAAUAUUAUCCGCAGCGCCGCUUGACAUCGGCUCCUUCUCUCGGCCAGCCGAUGAGGUCUCACAUUCAAAGUCCGCCUCAGCGUCACCUCCCUGUCGCUCCCAAUCAGGAUCAGCAAGCGAGGGCUCCCCGAAAGUACCGCCGCCGUCCCAGCACUCCGGAGCCAGAGCCUGAACCGCUACCAUUAGGUCUUUAUCUUUCCGAUGAAGCCAAGGAAGAAAUCGCCGAAUUCAUCCGCGCAAAGAUCCGGGCAGGUACUAUGCAAUUGCCGCCUACAUCAUCCGACGAAGAAAUGGAUUUUGAUCUGAACGAGGCACCACCGGAGGAGGAUUGA
Messenger RNA from Fraxinus pennsylvanica, 720 nucleotides. The record is from the annotation of a GenBank genome assembly. NCBI's taxonomy places the organism in Eukaryota, Viridiplantae, Streptophyta, Magnoliopsida, Lamiales, Oleaceae.